This is a messenger RNA of Micromonas pusilla CCMP1545, 1743 nucleotides long. RefSeq lists its product as uncharacterized. The record is from RefSeq and is a predicted model, not a curated record. Gene Ontology annotation, biological process: glutaminyl-tRNAGln biosynthesis via transamidation; mitochondrial translation. Lineage: Eukaryota; Viridiplantae; Chlorophyta; Mamiellophyceae; Mamiellales; Mamiellaceae. Gene Ontology annotation, cellular component: glutamyl-tRNA(Gln) amidotransferase complex; mitochondrion. Gene Ontology annotation, molecular function: glutaminyl-tRNA synthase (glutamine-hydrolyzing) activity. Bases 1 to 1743 code for a protein of 580 amino acids. The transcript has 4 exons.
AUGUCGCGUCUCGCGCGCGACGCCGCGGCGGCGCUCCGGCGAGGUCUCCUCGCGACGCGCCGCGACGCGACGGCCGCGGCGUCCACGUCCGCGGCGACGGUCUCGCGCGGUCGUCGCGCGCGCGCGGUGUCGACGACGACGACGACGUCGUCGUCGUCGUCGUCGUCGGCCGCCGUCGACGCCCGCGACGCCGACGCCGACGCCGCGGACGAGGACGCCUGGGAGACCGUCGUCGGCCUGGAGCUCCACGCGCAGGUCGCCGCGGACACGAAGCUGUUCUCCGGCGCCGCGCGACAGUACGGAGCGCGCGUGAACGCGAACGUCGCGCCCUUCGACGCCGCGCUCCCCGGAUCGCUCCCGAGCGUCAACGCGCGCGCGGUGGAGCUCGCGACGAGACUGGGCGUCGCGCUCGGCGGGGAGAUUCAUCGCGCGUCGCGGUUCGAGAGGAAGCACUACGCGUACCCGGACCUGCCGCACGGGUAUCAGAUCACGCAACGGCGCGAUCCGAUCGUCCGCGGCGGGCGCAUCGACGUCGACGUCGGCGCCGGCGCGACGCGGCGGCUGCGUAUCGAGCAGAUACAGCUCGAGAUGGACACCGGGAAGAGCGUCAACAAAACGGGCGGCGGCGGCGGCGGGACGACGACGACGACGAUCGACCUGAACCGCGCCGGGUGCGCGCUCGUGGAGAUCGUCACGAGACCUGAUCUGAGAGGGGGCGAGGAGGCCGCGGCCGCCGCGGAGGCGUUUCAGAAGACGCUGCGGUUCUUGGGCGUCGGCGACGCGAACAUGGAGGAGGGGUCCCUACGCGUGGACGUCAACGUCAGCGUGCGAAGGCGAGGCGACGGUGGCGACGACGGCGCCGCGCUCGGCGAGCGGUGCGAGGUGAAAAACUUGAACAGCUUCAGAUCGAUCGCGUCCGCGGUGCGCUUCGAAGCCAGGCGUCAUCGCGAGCUGAUCGCGCGCGGGGAGAAUGUCGAACGCGAGACGCGGUCGUUCGACCCGGCGAACGGCGAAACCGCGCCGCUCAGGCGCGAGCAGACGUUGGACUAUCGGUUCACGCCCGAGCCGGACGUGCCGCCGAUAGUGUUGUCCGACGAGUACGUGGCGGCGAUCGCGCGCGACACCCCGGAGCUUCCCGACGUCGCGAUUCGUCGGCUCGCGGACGUCCGCGGCGACCACGCGCUGCCUCUGAAGCUCGCGACCGCGGUCGCGACGCACGCGUCGACGGCGAGGUAUUACGAAGCCGCGCUAUCGGCGGCGAAGAGAAGCGCCGCGCCGCGCGACGUCGACGUCGACGCCGCCGCCGUCGCUCGGUUCGUCGUCGGCGAGCUCACGGGCGAGGUGAAGCGAGCGUCCGUGGCCGGGCGCGUGGAGCCGCUCCUCGGACUCCCCGCGCGUCUGAGCCCCGAGCGCGUCGGCGAGCUCCUCGCGGCGGUCGCCGCCGGGGAGACGACGGCGCGGAUGGCCAAGGCGCGUCCUAUGGGGUGGCGCGACGUCGUCGACGCGCUGUUCCCUCCCGUCGGCGACGGCGAAGGCGGCGGCGAAGGCGGCGGCGACGCGGCCGUGGAGGCGAUGUGCCGAGACAUCGUAUGCGGGAUGCCCGAGGAGGUGGCGUUAUUCAAGGCGGGAAAGACGCGGCUCAUGGGGAAGUUCGUCGGCGAGGCGAUGCGACGGACCAACGGUCGCGCGGAUCCGAAGGUCGUGUCGCGAGCGUUGACGCGCGCGCUGUCGGAGGAGGUCUAG